AGUCGCCCGAACGGCUGGUGAGAGUGCGCGUGCUUUUCUUUACUCACAGAAACGCUCACUUAAAGCAGAAACAUGAUCACUCCUCCAAAAGUCCAAAUCAUAGCACAUUUAGAGGUCAUUGGUGGAAGAUUCGCCAAGAUUCAGUCAUCAAGAGCCAAAGGGGCUGUUUUGAUCGUUGACCAUACACAGACUAAUGAGCAAGACUCGACUGUGCACUUAAUCUCAAGCAGCGAAGACAAAAAUGUCUAUGUGGCAAUCUGCUUGAGGAUGAAAGACAAUAUAUAUUAUCCUGUAGUAGAGCGGGACACGGUCACAGAAAGUGUCUCAAUGAGGCUUGAGCCCACAACCAAGCCACUGGCCGAAUUCCCUAAGAGAUACCUGUUUAAAUGGGAUUCAAAUGGUCAGUUUGGCAGCCUCUGCUCAAUGGAAGAACCUGGACAAUAUCUGGCUGUUAAAGACAGCAUCAUCAUCCUCAGCUCCCUUCGAGACGAAAGUUUCAGAAUUAAUCUAAACAAUGUGGAAAGCAAUAAGAUUGUCAGUUUCCAACCUUAUAUCUCAAAGCCUCAUUUUAUCAUUUGUAAGAGGCUCACAUAUACAGACACGAUGGAAGACAACGAAAUUCCACUGUCGCCACCAUGUAUAUAUGGGGGUUUGAAGGAAGGCACAAAGGACUUUUUUCGUGAAUGGCAAACAUAGCUAAACUAUUGUAACAUAUUUUGUUGGAAAUUUUAGUCAUAGCAUUAUGAUUACAUACUACAAUUGUGAUGAUAAUAAUAAUGGUGAUGAUGUAACAUACUAUCAUGUGGCAUUGUAAAUAUUUUUUUUUUAUUAUGUAAACCGUAGAAAUAUAAAAAUUAUGAAAUGCUGUAUGUAUAUAUCUUCAUUUUUAAGACAUCCACAAUCACUUUUUUUUUUUACUAGACUUAAAUACAUGUCUUUUUUUUUUAUUAGAAAGGAAU
Molecule: messenger RNA, 959 nt
Organism: Clarias gariepinus (North African catfish)
Lineage: Eukaryota; Metazoa; Chordata; Actinopteri; Siluriformes; Clariidae
Exons: 4
Coding region: 73-696 (207 amino acids)
Source: RefSeq, a predicted model, not a curated record